AUGUCUAAGGCUCAAAGGGGCUUACUAGUGAUUUUGAAAAGGGUAAGCUUCAAAAGAGAGGCUAUAAAGAUAAAAGAGAAACGUGACAAUGAGGUUAGCCUACCGGAUAGAGGUCUUAUUGGUUGGAGAGCUUCUCGAUGUCGUGCGAGCUUGCCUUCAGUUCAACAGAGUGGCGUGUCUGAUAAAGAUGUGUCACGUAAGAGGGCCGUUGUUGAAACUGAUCAUGAUGUUGGCCAUGUGAAACGUUCAAAAGUCAUAUGGAGGUCAUUUGGUUGUCAUAGCGACCCUGUGACCUAUCUGCCACAAGCCCUUACCAAAUUGAAACUACGACUUCUCCCAUACGAUUUCAAGGUCGUACCGACUCCUCAUCCGCUUGAGCUUCAUGAGGAGCUCGACAUUCAGGAUUCGUUUCCUUUUCCUGCCACGACUCCUAGGUCCUUAGGUCGUCAUAGCGACCCCGUGACCUACCACCACAGGCCCUUACCAGGUCAAACUACGACCUUCGCCCAUACGAUUUCAAGAAACCCCAGGUACAUGAGUUUAACUGCCGAAGUUCCGAUACAACCUCCACUAAGUAGCCAAGGGAAAAAUUCGUCAUUUGGACAAAAUUCUAAUUCAUCAUCUGCACACAAUUCUAAUUCAUCAUCUACACCCAAUUCUAAUUCAUCGUCUGCAAACAAUUCUAAUUCAUCACCUCCACCCAAUUCUAAUUCAUCAUCUAUACACAAUUCUAAUUCAUCAUCUACACCCAAUUCUAAUUCAUCAUCUACACCCAAUUCUAAUUCAUCAUCUGCAAACAAUUCUAAUUCAUCACCUCCACCCAAUUCUAAUUCAUCAUCUAUACACAAUUCUAAUUCAUCAUCUACACCCAAUUCUAAUUCAUCAUCUGCACACAAUUCUAAUUCAUCAUCUACACCCAAUUCUAAUUCAUCACCUCCACACAAUUCUAAUUCAUCACCUCCACACAAUUCUAACUCAUCAUCUCCACACAAUUCACCCAAUUUUAAUUCAUCAUCUACUGGUCAACUGGUGCUCAAUGUCGACGACUUUGGAGCCAAAGCAGACGACAAUAAUGCAGAUAAUUUCCAGGCAUUCAAGAAUGCUUGGGACAGAGCUUGUUGUUCUUCGAGGCCAGCAGAAAUAUUGGUGCCCGAACGAAAAACUUACUAUAUUAAGCAGAUAAAUUUUACUGGUCCCUGCCAAAGCAGCAUUUCUAUGGAGAUACGUGGAACAAUAAAAGCUUUUCCUGAAAUGCACAAGUUCCCCCAACGACGACUCUGGAUAAAGUUUGAGAAUGUAACAAACUUAGAGAUUUUUGGUGGUGGAACCAUUGAUGGUGAUGGGGUAUUGUGGUGGGCUAAUUCAUGUAAAAUCAAGAAAUCUCAGGCUGUGACAUUUGAGAACUGCACAAAUCUUAAAGUAAGCAAUUUAACGACAAUGAAUGCACAACAAAUGCAUGUGAAUUUUCAAGACUGUAAUGGUGUGGAGGCUUCAAAUCUAAUGGUAGUAGCACCAGAAAGUAGUCCUAACACAGAUGGACUUCACUUCACAAGGACAGCAGAUGUCAAUGUUCAUGAUUGUGUAAUAGGAACAGGUGAUGACUGUAUCUCCAUGGUAAAUGGAACAACUAAUGUUAAAUUGAGCAAUAUAUCGUGUGGGCCGGGACAUGGCAUCAGCAUUGGAAGUUUAGGUGAAGAUAACUUAACAAAUUACGUUUCAAAUAUAUAUGUGACGGGAGUAAUGCUGACAGGAACCAUGUAUGGAGUACGAAUAAAGACUUGGCCGGGAGGAAGUGGCUAUGCACAAAACAUAGUGUUCGAAAAUAUUAUGAUGACGAAUGUGUCCAACCCCAUAAUCAUAGAUCAAAACUAUUGCGAUGGAAACAAAAAUUGCCAAAUGCAGAAAUCAGCAGUACAAGUAGAGAACAUAAUAUACAGAAACAUAAGGGGCACGAGUGCUACAAAUGCAGCAAUCAAUUUCGAUUGCAGUAGCUGGGUUCCAUGCAGAAAUAUCGUACUAGAAAACGUGAAGCUAAGUGGCCUAACAGCCAGACCAAAAGUUCAAGCCGUUUGCAACAACCUCAACCUGACCACGGAAACUAAUUCUAUUCCAGGUUGCUAAUAGCACAAAA
Molecule: messenger RNA, 2131 nt
Organism: Striga asiatica
Lineage: Eukaryota; Viridiplantae; Streptophyta; Magnoliopsida; Lamiales; Orobanchaceae
Source: the annotation of a GenBank genome assembly